Molecule: messenger RNA, 1524 nt
Organism: Brettanomyces bruxellensis
Lineage: Eukaryota; Fungi; Ascomycota; Pichiomycetes; Pichiales; Pichiaceae
Exons: 1
Coding region: 1-1524 (507 amino acids)
Biological process (GO): attachment of GPI anchor to protein
Cellular component (GO): GPI-anchor transamidase complex
Source: RefSeq, a predicted model, not a curated record
AUGGUUAGUUUAAACGAUAAGACUAAGGAAAGAAGAAGAUACCCAAAUAAAUACAGAUAUCUACUGGUAGGAUCAGUCAUAGCUGGACUGUUGGCACUGUGCUUUAAUGCUAUAUUCACACAUCCAUUCAUCAAAACAUACAAUAAAUAUAUAAGAUAUAGAUACCUUCCGGAAAAGGUGGUAAGACAUUUUAUUGAGCAUCCUAUUUCAGACGUUUCCAUAAAUGUGCCAUCAUAUUACUCGUGCCCAGAUUUUCGAUUCCCGGAUCUACCAGAGGCAGUGAAUAUCCAAUUUGGAGGUAGACUUAAGGAAAAAGAACAUAUUGCCCUUAAUUACAAUGUAAAUUGGACAUAUGGUGAUUAUGAUAUUUUUAAAGAAGAUGGAUAUCCUCCUUUUGCACUAUUCGUCAGAUUGCUUCUUAGUGACCAGAAUGCUAUAUACGUUGAUGGUAUAAAAAGUUAUGCUGAACUCUACUAUAUUUUGAGUGCAGUCGAAACGAAUGAUCUACCAUUUUUUGUGACGCAACUUUUGACUGAUUAUUGCUUUAAAGGUGAGCUAGAACACUACCGGGAAGAUAGUUUGAUUAAAGUGUACUACCACCAAAACAACCACUUCAAUUUUGUUCAUCAGGAUUUUAUUUUUAACGACAGAAUUAGACAGUUGUUGACAGAACCUGCACAAAACAUAACAAUGGAGUUUAUCCUGGUUGGAUCAAAUCAGUAUACAUGGGACUUUGACGAGGCCUUACACAAAAUUUCACCAUAUUUAGAGCGGCUGAAUGAUUUAUUUAAUUUUAACAUCAGCGUGAUUCACGAACCGAUUGAAAAUUUAAAUGAAACAGAAAGUUACAUUGAUAACAGAUUUCCUAUUGAGCUAACUGACUUGCCAGGAUUGGCAAAAAUAUACAGAAGAACCAUGGAUGAUGGACCAAACACUAUUCAUCUCGUGAUGUAUCCAUUCAAUUUAGCAAAUGAUAAAAUAAUGACGAAGGUGGUUGAUUCAAAGGAAAUUUAUUCCAGCUCAGAAAAUACAUUUUUAGAAAUUUCUCAUUGGGGUUCUUUGUAUUUUUCACACUCACCUACACAACAUCCGACAUACUUUUCGAAACAGGACUUGGACGAUUGUAUGUGGUCCUAUCUUGAAAGUAUUAUGGAUUACCUGGGAUUUCCAAAUGAAAACAUGUCACCGGCAUUGAGAUUGGACAUGUGGGAGAGAAUUUUGGUGGUAAAUUAUCUUACGUAUUUCUCUGAUCUUUUAUUUAUCGUGGAGAACAAUUUAAGGCGCAAUUCUUCGAAGCACCUCAUCAAAGGUGAAAUAGUUGACUCAAUUGUGAAAGCUUUGGAAAAGAGACAAAAUGUGGUAGAUUAUCUUGGAGAGGGGAAACCAAAUCUUGCAUUGAAGGUUUCACAGAACAUGAUAGAAACAAUUUUAACAGAACUGUCAGGUCUGAAUAUUAAAGAGCAAUUUCAAAAGGUGUUCGCUGAGUAUACCUCACAAAUUACAAAGGAGUUCAAUGAUUCAUGA